Microstroma glucosiphilum is the source of this 702-nucleotide messenger RNA. RefSeq lists its product as hypothetical. The record is from RefSeq and is a predicted model, not a curated record. The transcript is spliced from 2 exons. NCBI's taxonomy places the organism in Eukaryota, Fungi, Basidiomycota, Exobasidiomycetes, Microstromatales, Microstromataceae. Bases 33 to 485 code for a protein of 150 amino acids.
GGCGCUUCAUUCAUCCACGGCCGCUUCAACCGAUGAGUCCACCCUCUUCGUCAUCAACCCUCCCAGGCAUUCUCCAGGCACCCGUCCACGAGGCAAACACGGUAGCGACCCUCGUAUCCCGCCUGACGCGUCCCUUCCGAUUCCUCCCGACACGCGGCUCGCAUGCGCCGUUGCUCGAGCAAGGACGGCAAGUGAUUGGUGAUGAUUACGGAUCGUGGUGCCUGGCCUUCGCCCUGCCAUGGGGUAUAAAGACGCUCCCUCUCCCUUUUCCCCCUCCUUUCUUUUUUCUUUCCUCACCCCGCUCAGCCCACCGAAGUACAGUACCUACCGACCCACUAGGCGCCUACACAAGUAGCCAACGACCUUUCGACUGUACCACUCACAGUCAUACUACGAGUACUACCACUGCUGCCGCUGCUGCACUCGGGCCAUCGAAGCAACCGCCAGCGCUCACAACACCGAGCUCCUCUCAACAGCUGCUCUGAACAGCUGCUCUCAACAGCUCCUCCUCUUUCGCCCCAUGCUCUGCGCCGUCAGAGUGCAAUCGACUACGCAACAUCCCUCCGGCUUGCUCAAAGCUGAAGACGCAGCAAGACUCAAUCUAUCCUCGUCUUCCCAGAGUUACCCAGACGCAAGCGAGGCGCUACUUAGCACUUCCAUCUCAAGACUUGCCUAUCUAGCUCAAGACUACGGACCCUCUCA